This is a messenger RNA of Penicillium subrubescens, 1662 nucleotides long. RefSeq names its product guanosine diphosphatase. Gene Ontology annotation, molecular function: UDP phosphatase activity; GDP phosphatase activity. Gene Ontology annotation, cellular component: Golgi apparatus; membrane. The record is from RefSeq and is a predicted model, not a curated record. Bases 1 to 1662 code for a protein of 553 amino acids. The transcript has 3 exons. Lineage: Eukaryota; Fungi; Ascomycota; Eurotiomycetes; Eurotiales; Aspergillaceae. Gene Ontology annotation, biological process: nucleoside diphosphate catabolic process; protein N-linked glycosylation.
AUGUCGACUGGAGUCGACAAUCAACAGCAACCUCAAAAGUUCAUAGACUUGGAUUCCGUCGCCCGUCACCGUUCGGUGUCCCGCAGUAACGGUUCCACUGUCCCCCCGUCCAUUCACGACCAAGUGUCCGAUAAACAAUCCGACAAGAUGGUUUCUCAAAGUCAAAAGUCCCGUUGGCUGAAGACCGGCGCCAUUGUCGGCCUCAUUUUCAUGGUUCUCCUGUGGCUCUCGCCGUCGAAGUCUGCAGUUUCCGGUUUCACCCAGGCAAAAGCGCCUUCUGCUGGUGGUGUCUCAACCAAGUGCACCAAGCCCUUCGAUUCGUCCAAGCCCCUGAUUCAAUAUGCCCUUAUGGUUGACGCCGGCAGUACCGGUUCUCGCAUCCACGUCUACCGCUUUAACAACUGCGGCUCCACCCCGGAAUUGGAGAACGAGGUCUUCGAGCAGACCAAGAAGAAGGAGGGUGGCUCCGGCCUCAGCUCCUACAAGGAGGAUGCCGAGGGUGCGGCUCGCAGCCUGGAUCCCCUGCUGGAGGUUGCCUUGCAGAAUGUCCCCGAGGAUUACCGGUCGUGCACCCCAAUUGCCGUCAAGGCUACCGCUGGACUGCGUAUCCUGGGUCCUGAACUGAGCAAGAAUAUUCUGGAGGCCGUGCGCACUCGUUUGGAAACUGUCUAUCCUUUCCCCGUUGUCGCCCGCGAGAAGGGUGGUGUCGAGAUCAUGGACGGGUCUGACGAGGGUGUUUAUGCCUGGAUUACCACCAAUUACCUCCUGGGCAAGAUUGGUGGCCCUGAUGAGACUCCCACGGCUGCUAUCUUCGAUCUUGGCGGUGGCUCCACUCAGAUUGUGUUCCAACCUACCUUCGAGAAGAGCAAGGCUGGUGGCAUGCCCGAGCACUUGGCCGAGGGUGACCACAAGUACGAGCUGAAGUUUGGUGGUCGUGAGUUUGAGCUGUACCAGCACUCUCACCUUGGCUACGGUCUGAUGUCUGCCCGAGAAGCCAUGAACCGUGUGGUUCUGGAGGCCAUGCUGGCUAAUAACGACAAGGACCUGUCGUGGCUGAAGAGCCCGAUUUCCAACCCUUGCAUUCAGCCCGACAUGGAGAAAGAAGUCACUGUGACUUUCCCUGAGGGCCACCCUCUUAGCCCGUCGGUUAAAGUGGUCAUGGCUGGUCCCCGGGACGCCUCCGCCGCUCCUCAGUGCCGCGCUAUUGCCGAGAAGAUUUUGAAGAAGGACACCGACUGCAAGCUGGCUCCUUGCUCUUUCAACGGUAUUCACCAGCCAUCUCUUGAGAAGACUUUCGCUCACGAAGAUGUUUAUAUCUUUUCUUACUUCUUUGACCGUACUGCGCCUCUGGGCAUGCCCUCUUCAUUUACCCUCGAUGAGCUGCACAAGCUUACGGCUACCGUCUGCGGUGGUGAGGAUAGCUGGAAUGUGUUUGAGGGCGUGGAGGGUGCGCUCAAGGACCUCCGCGGCCGUCCGGAUUGGUGCAUGGACCUCAACUUCAUGAUGGGUCUCCUGCACACUGGUUACGAGAUGCCUUUGUCCCGUGAGGUCAAGAUCGCCAAGAAAAUCAAGAAUAACGAGCUGGGCUGGUGCCUUGGUGCGAGCUUGCCUCUUCUUAGCCAGGAGUCUGGCUGGACCUGCCGUAUCAAGGAAGUCUCAUAG